Molecule: messenger RNA, 1193 nt
Organism: Oryza brachyantha (malo sina)
Lineage: Eukaryota; Viridiplantae; Streptophyta; Magnoliopsida; Poales; Poaceae
Exons: 3
Coding region: 5-751 (248 amino acids)
Source: RefSeq, a predicted model, not a curated record
CCAUAUGGACGACGAGACGCCUCGCACGCGGGGCACGCGAGCUGCUUCCUCGCCCUCCCCGUCGCCGCGCCACGCGCCGCCGUGGGGAGGGGAGGGGGUGGAAGCUUCUUCUGGAGACAGGGUGGACUCCUCUGGGGGGCACCACGGGGGGCGGAUGGCGGCGAAGAAGCGGAGGCCGGAGGAGGAGGAGGAGGAGGAGAUGCACCUGGCGUUCAGGGGCGCCGCCAACGCGCUGUCGCAGGUGUACGCGCAGGCCGUGGCUGCGCAGGAGGCGUCGCUCCUCUCCGGCGAGCGCCACGCCAUGGAGAAUGUCUAUCGAUGGAUUUGCGGCAAGCGUGAUGAAGGUUUGGAGGUGUCUGUUGCUGAUCUACUUGCUUUCCUGCAGACUGAGAUUGAGCACCGAGAAGGGGGCAUACCAGGGCCUCAGCAUACAAGUGCACAGCCAGCACACCAUUUUCCUUCUGCAAAUGUUCAAAAUAAUCCGUUCUCUUUUGGGAAUGUCACGGCUGCACUUAACUCCCAUACAGCGCAAACUGAGCAAACACAAAUUGUGGGCAUGCUAAAUGCUCUGCCCAACCCAUCGAGGCAAAAUUUGUACUCAAAUCAUCCGGUUCAUUCUUCGGCAUUUGGCCCUGUCAACUCCAUACCAAAUGGAAAUGCAGCUCAGAGCAACCAUUCUCCCCAAAACCAGAAUUUCAUGCAAUGCAACUCAUAUGAGCCCUCCAUGGAUAUGAAUCAUGAUGCUUCUUGAGGGUGCAAGCCAUAAAAAACAAUAAGUUGUUUGCUUAGUUUCAUCGGAGCCUUCAAGAUAUGAUCCUUAUUUGCUGGAGAAGCCCCCAUCAAUUGGUGACAGAUGUGCUUCCCCAUGUCUCCAUCUGAGUAUCACAGUGCAAAGCUUCUGCAACGUGGAUAUCAUAUUCACUCGUCUGACAUCUUGUACAUUAUAGCCAAACUCCGCUUCAGGUCGCUUGUGUUGAUUAAAAGAUUGGAAGCUGCAUUCUGCUUCAGCAUAAUAGUUCUUGCAAUAUUAGUUCUUUUCUGCUGCUUGCAAAACCAUGUUCUGGUUAACAUGGAUCAACGAGAUUAGGAGAUGAGGAUGGUGCAUAGUUGUUGAUGAAUUUACUGCUAUGUUCUACAUAUGCAUCUGUUAAAAGCUGCAUUGGUUCAGACAGCCUGAGAGCAUUGUUUCACCA